AUGCCGAAGGGGAAGAAGGUGGCUCCGGCCCCUGCUGUCAUGAAGAAUCAGGAAGCCAAGAAGGUGGUCAACCCCCUGUUUAAGAAAAGGCCCAAGAACUUUAGCAUUGGACAAGACAUCCAGCCCAAAAGGGACAUCAUCCGCUUCGUCAAAUGGCCCUGCUACAUUUGGCUGCAGUGGCAAAGGGCUAUUCUCUACAAGCGGCUCAAAGUGCUGCCUGCCAUUAACCAGUUCUCCCAGGCCCUGGACCGCCAAACAACCACAGCUGCUGAAGCUGGCCCACAUGUACAGGCCCGAGACCAAGCAAGAGAAUAA
This is a messenger RNA of Pipistrellus nathusii (Nathusius's pipistrelle), 315 nucleotides long. The record is from the annotation of a GenBank genome assembly. Lineage: Eukaryota; Metazoa; Chordata; Mammalia; Chiroptera; Vespertilionidae.